CGGCCCGACAUGAAGCCAUGGACCGCAGGACCAGGGAAAAUCCAGAGAGAACCUUUGACUUGGUAUUGAAAGUGAAAUGUCAUGCCUCAGAAAAUGAAGAUCCGAUGGUUUUGUGGAAAUUUCCAGAGGACUUUGGAGAUCAGGAGGUACUACAGACUGUGCCCAAGUUCUGCUUCCCCUUCGACGUUGACAGAGUGUCUCAGAAUCAAGUUGGACAGCACUUUACCUUCGUCCUGACAGACAUUGAAAGUAAACAGAGAUUUGGAUUCUGCAGACUUACAUCAGGAGGCAGAAUCUGCUUAUGCAUCCUUAGUUACCUGCCUUGGUUUGAAGUAUAUUACAAGCUUCUAAAUACUCUGGCAGAUUACUUGGCUAAGGAACUGGAAAAUGAUUUGAAUGAAACUCUCAAAUGCCUGUAUAACCACCCAAUACCAGAGGCAAACACUUCUGUCCCCUUGAGUGUGCAUUCGUACUUCAUUGCCCCUGAUGUAACUGGCCUCCCAACAAUACCUGAGAGUAGAAAUCUCACGGAGUACUUCGUCGCGGUGGAUGUGAACAAGAUGCUGCAGCUGUACGCCAGCAUGCUGCACGAGCGGCGCGUCCUGGUCACCUCCAGCAAGCUGAGCGCCUUAACUGCCUGUCUCCACGGAUCAGCUGCGCUGCUCUAUCCAAUGUAUUGGCAGCAUAUAUACAUCCCGGUGCUCCCCCCACACCUGCUGGACUACUUGGUCUCGGCCCUGAAAAACAAACUGAAGAAGCAGUCUACCGCUACUGGGGACGGAGUAGCUAGGGCCUUUCUUAGGGCGCAGGCUGCUUUGUUUGGGUCCUACAGAGAUGCCCUGAGAUACAAACCUGUAAGCGCUUCAUUUCAUCGCUAUUUUAAUUUGCUUUUUUAUGUUUCUUUGGAAUGGGGCAGAAAAAGAAACAUUUUAUCGCACCUUAAAAAAGCGUCAUAAAGGUCUUCUACACUGUGUCCCCUCUCCAGUUUCUUGACUUUUGGUUUUUGGUUCUUUUAGCAGCCUUUAGUUAAUAUUUCCCACAUUAUUUUGCAUUACCAGCUUUUUUGUUCUAAAAUUUGAGUACUUAUCUCUUAACUAAUUAAUGAGUUGUAUUAAUGCAUUUUAAAUUAACUACCACUCUUAUUAAGAUCAUUAAGAAUUUAGCAUUUUGUUUAUUAAUGUGUUUAGAAAUGACAGGUACAAAAUGAAAGUUUUAAAAUAUUAGAACUUGAAAAUUCUGUGAUAUUUUCUGUGAUAUUUGGAAAUUUAUUGUCUUCCUAAUACAUAACACUUUUCUAAGUGGGCUUCUCUGUUUAGCAUAUCCUAGCUAGUGUCAUUUCUUUUUUCUUUAGUACCCUUAAAAUGAUUAUUAUAUAGAAUUGUAGCCACCAUUUCACCUUUUUAGAUGGUCCGGAAAGGUAUAAGUCAAAAUAUAUUUGUUUCUCUCCCUGAAAUAUUGGUUAAGUGUUUAGUCUGACUUUAUGAAAAUCAUUACACUGCCCUUCCAUCGUGAGAUAAGUUGUAAUGGAUAAAAAACAUUGAGUUAGUAUUAUUAAGUAAUAUGACCUUCUAUCUAAUAGGCAGUCCUGCCAUUAUUAAGCUGUGUUACCAUGACCUCUUUCCUUAGUGUCUCUAGACUUCUAUCUUUCUUUGUAAAAUGAGAAUUUCUGUACCAUCCCUGUCUAUCUUUCAGGUGUGUAAACCCUAUCAUAAAUUAGGAAGCUCUAAUAAAUGUCCUUUCUAAAUCAACUCCAAAUCAGUGGUUCACAUCCUGUGGUUCUUAUACUUCUGAGGAGUUACUGAGUCAUUAGUAUGAGUCCUUAAAUGUAUAGGCAGAUCAGCUGUAUAGAUACAUAUGUCUAAUUUGCAUGCUAAUCUUUUAGAAAUACUGUGUAUAUUUCUACAUCAGUAGAAAGCAUCAUAGAACUUGUACAUAUAUGCAUAUCUGACAUGAGGAAUCUUAAAAAAUUAUUAACAGUUAGAGGGUCUUAUUCUUUAAAAGACUGAA
Messenger RNA from Manis pentadactyla (Chinese pangolin), 2007 nucleotides. RefSeq names its product DENN domain-containing protein 1B-like. The record is from RefSeq and is a predicted model, not a curated record. Gene Ontology annotation, cellular component: intracellular membrane-bounded organelle; nuclear speck; cytosol. NCBI's taxonomy places the organism in Eukaryota, Metazoa, Chordata, Mammalia, Pholidota, Manidae. Gene Ontology annotation, biological process: T cell receptor signaling pathway; endocytosis; endocytic recycling. Gene Ontology annotation, molecular function: phosphatidylinositol phosphate binding; guanyl-nucleotide exchange factor activity.